Molecule: messenger RNA, 5427 nt
Organism: Lates calcarifer (barramundi perch)
Lineage: Eukaryota; Metazoa; Chordata; Actinopteri; Centropomidae
Gene: sack1b
Product: family with sequence similarity 83 member B
Exons: 5
Coding region: 215-2995 (926 amino acids)
Biological process (GO): epidermal growth factor receptor signaling pathway
Cellular component (GO): membrane; cytoplasm
Source: RefSeq, a predicted model, not a curated record
GUCAAAACUGGAAUCCACACCCUCUAUCUGCAGACUGCUUAUCGUGUUGAGACACCUCCUUGUCUUUGUCUCUUUGCAGCUGACAGACAGUAGCUUCUCCAAAUACAGAACAUAGGCUGAACAUACAUAAAUCCAGGAGGGAUAUUCGGGGAGCAGUCAAGAGGAUUUUCACAAAGUUUUCAAUCUCAAUGUACUACUGAAACAGUCUGGAGUCAUGGAGUCUCCACAGUUUUCCAUGCUGUCAUCCUUGAGGGGAGAGUUUAAAUCAGAGGAUUUCAUCCAGCCUCACUACAAAGAGGCAUACCGCCUGGCGAUUGAUCACCUGGUGAGUGGUGGCAGAGACAGCUACGAGGAGUUCCUCAAGGGAGAACGUAUCGGGUGCUUCCUCUCAGAGGAUGAGCUUAAGUUCAUCAUUGAAAAUGCAGAACAGCUCCCACCUCAAACCCACAUAGAGGAAAACAGCGGUCCACCGGACAACCAGUCAUCCUCAGGGACCUACUGGCCCAUCCACUCGGAUGUGGACACGCCAGAUUUGGACUUAGGGUGGCCAGAGGUCAUGCAUGAAAGACUGCAGACAAAUAUAGAUCUGCUCUUCCACCCACCAAGACAAAACAACCCCACCAUUAAAGAGGUGAUCCGGAAGCAUAUUCAGGAUGCAAGACAGGUCAUUGCCAUUGUGAUGGACAUGUUCACUGAUGUCGAUAUAUUCAGGGAGGUUGUUGACGCCUCUAUACGAGGAGUCCCAGUCUAUGUGCUUUUGGAUGACUUCCAUUUGAAAAGUUUCCUCACAAUGGCUGAAAAUCAAGAUGUAAAAAUUCAGCAACUCAGGAACAUGAGGGUGCGCACUGUGAAAGGUCAGGAUUACCUCUGUCGAUCAGGAGCUAAAUUUCAUGGGGCAAUGGAGCAGAAGUUUCUUUUAGUCGACUGUCUCACAGCAAUUUAUGGCUCAUACAGCUUCACUUGGUCAUUUGAGAAGAUCAAUCUGAGCAUGGUGCAAGUCAUCACAGGCCAUCUGGUGAAGUCGUAUGAUGAGGAGUUUCGAACACUCUAUGCCCGGUCGACUGUGCCAGCUGAGCUGUGUCCCCCAGAGGGCUUGUUCCAACGAAACGGGCCAAACGGAAAACAGAUUAUGCCAAACUCUCACUCUGCCCAAAGAAUUGAACGGAGGGACCAGUUGAGGCACACACUGGAUACGGUCUAUAGGAAGACCUGUGAGAGGAAACUGGGCACAAGAGACCUUGAAGAGAGGCUUCUUGAAGAGGAACCUAACACAUCCAGCCCAUUGAUUGAGAAUGGGAUUGGUGUUCACAACCAGGUGUCCCAUCUUCAGUCCACAGAAGCAAUGAACUACUUGAAAAGGCACAGCUACGCAGGGGAGAGACAAGAUGGAAUUAUGCCCCAGAACAUCAGGCCCAGAGCAAGCAACUGGAAUAUCUCCAGAGAGACAGGAAAUGGAACAAACAACUACCCUAUGGACAAUUAUUUACAAGUGCCAUUGAUAUACAGAGGUCAAAACAUGCGUCAGUCUUACUGUGGCAAUGACAUACAGAUUCCAUCCAUGCAGCAGAAUAUGCCAACACUUGAGAAUACAUCCAAGUCAUUCAUGCGCACAUGGCGGAUCGAGUCUUACCUCAAAAACCCAGAUGUCCCAUAUGGAGACUCUUGUGAUCAUUUGGAUCAAUUUGAGCCAAUGGACAAAGCUGGCUCCUUCAUGCAGGGAAGAAUGAGGUCUUCUCUUGUCUUCAGGGGCAACAUGCCAGAGCAAAUGGAGCCAAAUAGACACAUAAACAAUGCUUUCACUAGUGUUAGCCCCUCAGCAGCACAAAACACCCCUAUGCACUACUCAUCAAUGCAGUGGAAUCCAACAGCAGUGGGUGAUAAUAAAAUACAUAACGACGAGUUCAUAUUAAAGAGACAAAGUCUACAGAUUUUGGAUGAUGAUCGUAAUAAUGCAUGCUUUGGCAAAAACUCUUACCACUCUGUAUAUGCCAGCUUAGGCAGAGCUAAAGGUGGACAGAUGAUCACAAACCCUGAUAUCUUGACAGACAGUUGGCACAAAAGGCAUAGUGUGGCGGAUCCAAGAUCAAACACUGAGUAUGCACAUGAAUCCUCAGGCCACAUGUAUGGAGCUUUUGCAAGGAUGCAAGUAAACAGGAGCACAGCAGGGAUCAAUGCACAGAAUGGUGGAUACGGGUCAAAUCUGAAUGAGGAUCAAAGAUCUGUCUCUCAUUAUGAUGUCAAGAGUAUCACAGGUACAAAGGGCUCCAGCACACCCAACUGGCAGGAGCCACCAUUGAGGACUGUGUCUGCGGCAGCGCUGGAUGUGAAUAGCAAAGAUUUGACAACUAAAUCCAACAGCAAGGGCUCUCAGCAUUUUCUACAAAAGAGCUCCAAGAAAAUAAAAUCCUUAUUGAACAUACCAGAGAAAAAAGAGGAUUCAAUUGGAACCAUAGAAACAUUGAGUCUCCAGUCAGGUGGCAGCACAGACACUUUAACAGCUGAAGAUGAUGAGAAAACAUCAUAUGGUGGAAGAAAACCUCACCAAAGCACAACCAACUCAGCCAGGUCCUCCUCAGAACGCCACAGGACCUAUCGAGAGGAUGACAAUCUAAAAUCAUCAAAACCUCGAUUCACAACAGAGGAGCACCAGCAACCACCACAGACCUCUCUCCCCAAAACAACCACACAGAAGAAACCCACCAUUCUUGACAAAGGCACAAGGCCCAGCCUUGAUGUAGGCAGCUGGAGCAAAAAUCGAGGAGCUGAGAAUCGCUUGUACAGCAGGUUUGAGCCUUUCUGCUCAUUGGAAAAGAAAACCCCUCUGCACACUCAAACCAGCUUUGGAAACACCCACUCUCAGGAGAAAACCAAAAGCCUUCCGAAAGCUGAGGCAGCUAUUGAACACAACAUCACCAGGUCUGCACGAGGACACCAUGAAAAUAAGCUGGAGAAAUUCAUUCAAAGAAUGGGAAAUCUCAUACAUAAGAACAAGUAAUGACAACUGCCCUAGCACAAAGGACAUAGCAGGUCAAUUAUUAUGAAUGUAUAUGUGACUGGAAAUGUGCAUAUAUCUAUGGCUCACUUUUAUGUUUGUGUUUACUUUGGAAAAUGACUUUAGCAAAUGCUGUUUACAUUUUGACCAGUUUCUUUUAUUUGUGCACUGAUGAAUACCACUGAAAGGAGAAUACAGCAUACAUGACUAUAAGCUGCAGACCUUUAUACAACAGAACCUAAACUACCACUUACAAGCUGUCUUUGUGUCUGUCUUCAACUGGCGUCAUCCUAUGUGAUAAAUUCAAAUGCUGUCAACAAGUUGAGGAUACACUCUACAACAGGAGUCAUGUCAAAAUGUCAGAGAUGAUGCAAGUAACUAUAGGUGCGUACACAUACCAAAGUGCUGUUGUUUACAGUCAGAGGAUUUGUUGGCACAGGAAGGUAAAAUCUGCAUAGAACAUCAGCUAAACGCAACAUAAUGAAAAACAUACCAUCACAUUCUUGUCAUUUACGUGUCAGACAGAGGUCUUGUGAAUGCUAUGGGUGUUGCAAUAAUUUUGUAAAAUACACAGUGUGUUUCCAUAAUAAAUGUUUGUACCAUUUUUCACUGAGUUUCAGGAGAAUCUCCAAGCACAUCCUUUAUUGAAUCUUAGAUCAACUGUGUGAUUUGGAAAUAUACAGAAGUGACAGGGCCCAGCAGGAUUAGACUGGAAAACAGUGACAAAGGCUUUAUUCUUCCAGAGACGUCAUCCAUCAAGUAGUUUGUUUUAUGUUAUGAAUAUUGUGCCUUAAGGCAAAAUUCAAUGUGCACUGUAGGAUUUCAUUUUAACAUACUCUCCAUCCUUUACUUAAGGUUUAAACAUAAGGAAGCUUAGCUUUACACGCACGCACAUAAUUGGUACUCAGUAUUACAACUGACUAUUAUGUUGCUUGCCAGCCAUUUCCACACCAGUUAUCCUUGAUUUCCUCAGCUCAGUGAGAUUUGUGUGAAUGUUAAAAACAGAAGAUCCACUUUUAGUGUACUUUCUUUUCAUGAUACUGACAAAAUGUUGAUGAAAGAAAUUGGUGAUGAUUUAUAUGUUUUUUUUCUGUCUGCCAUAUGGAUGAAUCAUGUAGAUAACAUGCUUAUUUGCUAGUAGAGUUCAGCCUAAAGGUUUUGUCAAAAGUCACUGUUUUAUUUGAAGUCAGAGCUCCUUUAAGCUUUUAUGAGCAACAUUUUGACCCAGCACAGAUCUUCUAGACAAUUGAUUAUUAACACAGCAUAAAGCAACAGUAAAGAAGUCUACAUACUUAAUGGGGAACGUGUAAUUGGCCUUCCUUGCUUUACAUAACUGAGCCAAAAUGUAAAAACAUGUCUAAAAGCUUAGAAAUAUUUUGAUGUGAUUGGUUAAUUCUUUAGAAUAGUGUCACAUCAUGUAUCUAGUAAGAUGAUAAAAAAAGUGUAUAAUAAUUGUGAUCAUGGUUUGGCAAUUAUUGGAACUGGGAAUUAUUGCUUGCUAUAUCUAGGUUCUGGGCUCCUUCUGAAAACUACCUUUAUAAUUUUACACUGAAAACAUAAGAACUUCAAGCUCAACAGACUGGAGAAAAUAAUUAAACGUUCAAAACCUGUCAUCUGCAAUGCUGUGUUUGGUCACAGUUAGUGUGAAUCCCGCACUUAAAUUACAGUGAUUUAAGUGUGUUAGUUUCCUUGUAAUUAGUUUCUCUGUGUAAGCAGAGAUAUGUGAUUAAAGACAGUUGUUCAGCAUCCAAUUUGUUAAAGGAAAAACCCACCUUAAUCACAUCAGUAAUGAGUCAAAGAAACAAAUAAUCACCAGUUACUAAUGUGAGAUGAAGCAGGAAAUAAAGCACAGCAUGGGCCAGCCAACACUAAAAUCAACAUCCUGCUUCUCCAGUUUGACUGCUCUGUCUCUUUUCCAUUAUAUCAAGCGUUAUCGUAGAAUAUUUUGUAUGAAAAGAGCAAAUUGCCACUGCACCUUGCAUUUCUAGACCUAUUCGUCUUACUUCCCAAGAUAAAUGGCCAAAUUCUUGUGCCUGAAGCUGAGUCCAGCUUCAAUGGACUUUUAUUUGAGGAGGUUAUGGUGCCCAUAUUUUGGAAUAAAAAAUAAAGCACCAAUUUUAGACUCAGUAUUUUGUAUUUUGUUUAUUUUUUGAGGGACUCUUUGUUUUCUCCCCUUCCACAACACGCUGCACAUCACCUGCAAUUUGUCAUACACUAUAUCAUUAUGGCAGAGAGCACCUAUGUGCACAGGAAAACCUUCCAAAGACACUACUGAUUUCCUGAAAGAACCCUAUCAUUUGCACAGUACUUUUAACUGUAUUUCAGUAGCUGUACGAAGUAUAUUAGUGUGCUGUACUGUGUGUGCACUACUACUACUAUAUGAUUUGUGCUUGUAUACAUCCCCUGGGCGAUAAAUAAAGUAUUAUUCAAGCUCA